AUGUACAGAAAGAAUUAGCUUUUGCGUUAUUAAGGAAUAAUUUAUAUUUUUAAUUUAUAUUUUUUAAGAGAGCAAUGCACAGUUGGCUCAAACGGCUGCGCAACUUGCACAGAUGACACCACUUGCGGGUCUUGCACUUCAGAAAGCGACGCAGUAUCUUCAACUUCUCCAAACACUUGCUCAGCCAAAUGCAUAACUGGCUCAAACGGCUGCGCAACUUGCACAGAUGACACUACUUGCGGGUCUUGCACUUCAGAAAGCGAUGCAGUAUCUUCAACUUCACCAAAUACUUGCUCACCUAA
Messenger RNA from Blepharisma stoltei, 302 nucleotides. The record is from the annotation of a GenBank genome assembly. Lineage: Eukaryota; Ciliophora; Heterotrichea; Heterotrichida; Blepharismidae.